AUGGCGCGGGAAUGCAGCGCCAACCUCUGCACGUGCUGCACAAGCUUCAUCACCAGCACAGGCCUUGUAAUCCUCUUCCUCUGGCUCACACUCCGAACUCAACAACCCAAAUGUUUCCUCCAAUCACUCUACCUCCCCUCUCUCAACAAAACCAUCACUUCAAACCACGAACACUCCAACAACACGGUUAUCUUCAAACUCAAACUCAUCAACACAAACAAAGACAAAGGUGUCCUAUACCACACUGUUCAUCUCACAUUCGCCCUCCUCCUCGACGCCAACACCACGCGCCCACUCGCUAACACCACUCUCGAAGCUUUUUACCAAGGACACGGUAGAACCACCCAGAAAUGGAGCUCCGCUGAAGCACACGGCGGUGGAGUCAACAGCACGGUCAACGGAACCGUCUUCUUACGCGUCGAUUUCGCCACGCGCGUUAACUAUAAGAUUAUGCUUUUCUAUUCCAAACGACACCGUUUGUCUGGAGGGGCAAAUGUGGAAGUUAAUGUUAGCUCCGGGGAGAAACUGGACCCCAAAGGAAUCAGGCUCGGGUCCGAAGCUGCCCCGCUUCGUCUACGCUGGAUUGCUCUUUCUACAUUUUUAGUUUCUCUAUGCUUUUACAUGACUUACUAA
Molecule: messenger RNA, 633 nt
Organism: Vicia faba (fava bean)
Lineage: Eukaryota; Viridiplantae; Streptophyta; Magnoliopsida; Fabales; Fabaceae
Source: the annotation of a GenBank genome assembly